AUGUCCGUGAACUCUGAGAAAUCCUCGUCCCCCGAAAGGUAACAUGUCUCAACGCCUUCCCCACCCCCCACCCUCCCUCUGUAUGUCUGUCUGUCUGUCUCCAGUCUCUCCGUCUGUCUGUCUCUAUGCCAUGCAUUCUGUUUGGCUGACUGUCAUUCUGUUUUCUCCUCCUCCAGAAUCCCCCCAUAUCCUCCCCCUCUUCCCCUUCCCUCCCACCCUCCUUCCCUCUCUCUCUAGCCGUCUGUCUCCUCAUCUAUCCAUCUAUCUGUCCAACUCUAGCCGGUUGUCGUCUACUGUUGUUUGUGGAGGGUGCAGUGUGCUGACACACAGAGGAGAAAAAGCGCAGUGGUCCAUUGUUGCAUGCUGCUGUAGCGUUUCAUACAGCCAGUCGAAAAACAACAGCCACCCUAUCAAAUGCUCUCUGUCGGUAUGUCUGUCUGUCUGUAUGGCGCUGGCUGCUCCACAGCCACCAGCACAUUUUAGCACAGCCACCAGCCACCAGCACACAACAUUAGCACAGCCACCAGCACAUCUCAGCAGGACAAAACAAUCGGAUGUCAAUCACCAGCAGCACAUCUCAAAACACAUAGAAAACAACAACCGAACAUCAGACUUUGUACAAACAUCCAAAAACAACUGCAGUUCGCAUGACAACCAGAGAGCUUGUAAUGUUGUAAAACGACUGCAUACUAUAUCUCUUGUACACACAGGACAUUUUAGCAUAACAACACAAUCUCACUGCACAACAAUCACACAACCAUUACAUAAACGGGUGUGCUACAACAAACCAACAGCCUAUAACACAAUGUUGCAACCAACAUCACAUCACAAGCAAAGAACAGAUAUCCCAACACAACAGAGCAACAUUAAACCAACACAUCACAAUGCAACAUCACAAACCAACAUCACAAACCAACAGACAUCACAACAUCAAACCAACACAAACCAAGACAUCAAAUCAACACAUCACAACAUUACAAACCAACAAACCAACAUCAAACAUCAAACCAACCAAAACAACACGAUAUUACACAUGCCGAAAUAGGUCUAGUUCCGGACUAAAACACAGGAAGGAAGACAUGUCCAGAACACAACAUUAUAUACAGGUAAAAGUCAGUAAAUUAGAAUAUUUUGAAAAACUUGAUUUAUUUCAGUAAUUGCAUUCAAAAGGUGUAACUUGUACAUUAUAUUUAUUCAUUGCACACAGACUGAUGCAUUCAAAUGUUUAUUUCAUUUAAUUUUGAUGAUUUGAAGUGGCAACAAAUGAAAAUCCAAAAUUCCGUGUGUCACAAAAUUAGAAUAUUGUGUAAGGGUUACAUUUUGAAGACACCUGGUGCCACAAAAUAAUCAGCUGAUUAACUCAAAACACCUGCAAAGGGCUUUAAAUGGUCUCUCAGUCCAGUUCUGAAGCCUACACAAACAUGGGGAAGACUUCAGAUUUGACAGCUGUCCAAAAGGCGACCAUCGACACAUUGCACAAGGAGGGAAAGACACAAAAGGUUAUUGCAGAAGAGGCUGGCUGUUCUCAGAGCUCUGUGUCCAAACACAUUAAUAGAGAGGCAAAGGGAAGGAAAAACUGUGGUCAGAAAAAGUGUACAAGCGAUAGGGAUCACCGCGCCCUAGUCAAGAUUGUGAAAAAAAAAACCAUUCAAAAAUGUGGGGGAGAUUCACAAGGAGUGGACAGCUGCUGGAGUCAGGGCUUCAAGAUCCACCACCAAGAGACGCUUGAAAGACAUGGGUUUCAACUGCCGCAUACCUCGUGUCAAGCCACUGUUGACCAAGAAACAGCGCGAAAAGCGUCUCACCUGGGCUAAGGAAAAAAAGAGCUGGACUGCUGCUGAGUGGUCUAAAGUCAUGUUUUCUGACGAAAGCAAAUUUUGCAUUUCCUUUGGAAAUCGAGGUCCCAGAGUCUGGAGGAAGACAGGAGAGGCACAGGAUCCACGUUGCCUGAAGUCUAGUGUAAAGUUUCCACCAUCAGUGAUGGUUUGGGGUGCCAUGUCAUCUGCUGGUGUCGGUCCACUCUGUUUCCUGAGAUCAAGGGUCAACGCAGCCGUCUACCAGCAAGUUUUAGAGCACUUCAUGCUUCCUGCUGCUGACCUGCUCUAUGGAGAUGGAGAUUUCAGGUUCCAACAGGACUUGGCGCCUGCACACAGCGCAAAAUCUACCCGUGCCUGGUUUACGGACCAUGGUAUUUCUGUUCUAAAUUGGCCAGCCAACUCCCCUGACCUUAGCCCCAUAGAAAAUCUGUGGGGUAUUGUGAAAAGGAAGAUGCAGAAUGCCAGACCCAACAACGCAGAAGAGUUGAAGGCCACUAUCAGAGCAACCUGGGCUCUCAUAACACCUGAGCAGUGCCAGAAACUCAUCGACUCCAUGCCACGCCGCAUUAAUGCAGUAAUUGAGGCAAAAGGAGCUCCAACCAAGUAUUGAGUAUUGUACAUGCUCAUAUUUUUCAUUUUCAUACUUUUCAGUUGGCCAACAUUUCUAAAAAAUCCCUUUUUUGUAUUAGCCUUAAGUAAUAUUCUAAUUUUGUGACACACGGAAUUUUGGAUUUUCAUUUGUUGCCACUUCAAAUCAUCAAAAUUAAAUGAAAUAAACAUUUGAAUGCAUCAGUCUGUGUGCAAUGAAUAAAUAUAAUGUACAAGUUACACCUUUUGAAUGCAAUUACUGAAAUAAAUCAAGUUUUUCAAAAUAUUCUAAUUUACUGACUUUUACCUGUAUAAAUAUAGAAUAUGGGUUCUGUGAGCGGUGAGGGGUGGGCCAUGAGGUGAGGCCAGGCAUCUGACUCAGUCAUCACUGAUGCCAUGCCAAUUGUCAAUGGGCAGAGCCGGCAUGGCCGGCUGCCAAGAGGCCUACGCAACGCCAUGCCUCAGACUGGCACACACACACACACACACACACACACACACACACACACACACACACUCUCUCAUCUGCUGUGGAGUGGGCACACAGACAAACAGGAGUGAAUGGGCAUAGAUAUAGAGGAUUUGGUGGUUUGGCAGUGAAUGGGGAUUGUAUUGGCAUAGAGAGAGAAGUAAGUCUCUAGCUGGACAAAGAGGAAGGGUAGAUAGGUGCACUGUGCAGACACAGACACAGACACAGACACAGACACAGACACAAAAACCACUUGAAGACUAUAGAAUGGAAACAUUCGGCUAUUGACAGACAGACAGACAGACAGACAGACAGACAGACAGACAGACAGACAGACAGACAGACAGACAGACAGACAGACAGACAGACAGACAGAUAGACAGACAGACAGACCCUGGUAGAGUGAAGUGGAUGUCUGGUCACACACAAACAUGCACACACACACAUAGAACACCUCUGGACCCUGGAGGGGCAAAGUGACUUGUCUGGUAUUCCUGACUCAGGAUAGACAAUAUAUUGUGGCUGGAUUGCCUGGGAUAUCAUUAAUGCAUGCAUGUCUAAUAGGACCAGGAUGAUACCAGUAUCGCAAUAUUUGUUAGUAACAUGGCAAGGAAACUAAACACGAAGCGGAUUUAUCUUCUUUAGGAAAACAGCCCUAAUGUUGGAAACAAACGUUAUGUUGUCAUCCAGAGUCACAUUUAUUUAUUUAACAAGCGAUAGCACACAAUAUUUUACAUACAGCAGGUUUUUAAAGGACCAAAGAGUUUGUUUGGCUUCCUGUUUUCAUUUUUGCCAUGGAAAGAAUAUUGCGAUACUGGUAUUGUCACAGCCCUAAUGUCUAAUACCACUAUUAGAUAUCUGCACUAUGAAUACAUCACAGCUAAUGAGCAAGUGGGUGGUAUUGUAUCUGGAAUCAGAGGAUGAUGAUGAGAACAUCAAGGAUUAGCUGGAAAUCCAGGUUGUCAUGAAUAUGUUAUUAUGGUUUCAUAUGAGGAUUAAUGCCAACAUAUGAGUAGUAUCAAUGCUAACAUAUGAGUAGUAUCAAUGCCAACAUAUGAGUAGUAUCAAUGCCAACAUAUGAGUAGGAUCAAUGCCAACAUAUGAGUAGUAUCAAUGCCAACAUAUGAGUAGUAUCAAUGCUAACAUAUGAGUAGUAUCAAUGCCAACAUAUGAGUAGUAUCAAUGCCAACAUAUGAGUAGUAUCAAUGCCAACAUAUGAGUAGUAUCAAUGCCAACAUAUGAGUAGUAUCAAUGCCAACAUAUGAGUAGUAUCAAUGCCAACAUAUGAGUAGUAUCAAUGCCAACAUAUGAGUAGGACCAAUGCUAACAUAUGAGUAGGAUCAAUGCCAACACAUAUGAGUAGGAUGAAUGCCAACAUAUAAGUAGUAUCAAUGCCAACAUAUGAGUAGGAUAAAUGCUAACACAUAUGAGUAGUAUAAAUGCUAACACAUAUGAGUAGUAUAAAUGCCAACACAUAUGAGUAGUAUCAAUGCUAACAUGUGAGUAGUAUGAAUGGCAACAUAUAUGAAUAGCCUAUUUACAAGCAUAUCAGGGCUGAUACAGAAUGUUUUGGCUAAAGUUAACAAAGCCUUCAAUGCCUAUGAUUUAGGCCUAUGAGUAUCGGUGGGACAUAUGAGUGGUGGCAUUUAAUACAUGUACCUGGGUUGAUAUAUGAAAAUGAUUAUAUUAUGCCUAAUUGCUUUAUCAGAGAUAUACAUUGCAGUAUGGGUAUCUAUGCUAAUAUACUUGCCACAUACAGUAUACAAGUCUAUUAAGGCUAAUAUGUGAGAAGGUUUAUAUUGGCUAAUGUAUUUGCAUUAUUUAAAGUGUAUCAGGAAUAGGCCUAUUCAUUAUUAGUCUGUGUUCUAUUUAAUCUCAUCUGAGAGCAAGUGGAAAUGCUUUAUCUUGAUAUCUGUGUCAAAUCACUAUAUCACUAUGUUUGGGGUAUCAGUGCUGUAUUUUUAAAGUACCAUCUGGACCCGAGGCACCGCACACACAGGUACACACAUGUACAUACAUGAACACGUACACCCAUACACUUGCUCAGUUUGGUUGAGCUGAAAGGUGUUAGCCAACAAUGAGUUGAGCUGACUUGCUGAGACGCCAGCAGCGGUAGCAGCCUAUCUACUUCUGUUUGAAUUAGGAUUGGAGGAUAGAUAGAGGGGGAGGAUAGAGGGAGUGAUGGAAGAAGUGGGGCAGGAGGAAAGCUGCGAGCGUAAUGAUGCUCUGUCUCUGACACAUUUCGUUUUAAGCAGCAGGCAGAUUUUGAUGAGGGCUGUUGUGUAAGAUGGCACUAGAGGCAUGGCGGGGGGGGGGGGGGGGGGGGGGGGGGGUGGUUGACGUUACAAUCAGCUGAUUCUGGGUCAGAUAUCUUUCUUUCAUCCCUAAUGGUUAUGAAUAGUAUGGUGAACAGGUCAUCUGACACUAGAUCUGUGGUUAGGGGGAAAUACUACUGUACCUGGAGCCAUGGCAGGGAUGGAUGAUGAAUGCAGGUGGGAAGGGAGGGAUUGGGGGAGGUCGGGGGAGGGGUGUGUGUGUUGGCAUCUGAGCGUUUCAGUAUGUGGUAGUGUUGUGUGGUUGCAGUCUUUGUUGUAUAACAGAGUGUUGUUUUAGUUCACAGCUGAGCUGGGGUGUUGGCUGGUAUGCUGUUCUACAUGGAUGGGGUCAGGUGUUUGUGUCUGGACUGCAGUGCUUGGUUUGUUCAUCAUACAGAGAAAAGAAGGGGUGGCAAGGGAAAUAAAAAGAAGAAGAGAGAGAGAGAGAGAAAGCGGAAGAGACAGAGAGAGAGAAAGUGAGAUACAGUUGAGAGAUGUCUGUCGUUAGUGCCGUGGGUAACCUCAUUAGGGUGUUGGGCUGCUGGAGCCUGACACACCUGCAGCCUCUGUGAAAGGUUAUGUCAACCACUGGGCCCCAGGUGGUUUUUUUUUUUGUUUGUGAUUUUACCCCAUUUUUCUCCCCAAUUUCGUGGUAUCCAAUUGGUAGUUAUAGUCUUGUCCCAUUGCUGCAACUCCCGUACGGACUCGGGAGAGGCGAAGGUCGAGAGCCGUGCGUCCUCCGAAACACAACCCAACCGAGCCGCACUGCUUCUUGACACACUGCUCACUUAACCUGGAAGCCAGCCGCACCAAUGUGUCGGAGGAAACACCGUACACUUGGCAACAGUGUCAGCGUGCACUGCGCCUGGCCCGCCACAGGAGUCGCUAGUGCGCGAUGGGACAAGAACAUCCCUGCCGGCCAAACCCUCCCCUAACCUGGACGACGCUGGGCCAAUUGUGCGCCGCCCAUGGGGCUCCCGGUCGCGGGACUGACUGUGUUUUAAAUGUGAUUACUGGAGCUGCCACUCCGAGACAGAGAAAGAACAGAGGAGGAGUGAUAGAAAGGGAGGAGGAGACAAAGCAUUUGGAUAGAGAGAAGGAGGAGAAACAGAGGGAGAUGGAGGAGUGAGAGGCACCACACAAAGAGACCCCAGUGAAGGACAGAACGGUGUCAGCUCCUCCCACCUUCACAUACAGCGUCUGUUUAAAUGAACAGAUAGUGAACUGAUUUGAAGGAACUGAUAGCAAGGGCCAGAAAACACAGACCUAGGCCACGUCCCAUUGGUGCUAGCUAGCGAGCCUCCUUUCCCCAAUCACCACUGAUCUGACACAAGUCGAUAGCCAAUGAAGGUCGGACACAGACAGAAACAGAGACCUAGGCCACGUCCCAAGAAUCUCAAACAGCCUCACGUCCCCCUCGACCACUAAUCUGAAAUAAGAGGAUAAGACAAAGGGAAAGUAAAAGGAGACGAGGAAAGGCUGCCGUAGUAGAGUAUUGGACCACAGCCAGCCAGCCGAGAAAGCCCAGUCAGGCCAGCAUAAGUCACAUCUGGAGCAGCCAUGAUCCCUCCCAGACAGACAGUCCAUUCAGUUCCCACUUCAUCUUCUGCGUGCAGUGUGACCCACAUCACAUCCCUGCACCCAGGCUGGCUGCUUCAUAGAUAACCACAAUAGCAUAGCAGCUAAUGAAGCGUGAUAUAGUGCUAGAGACUUGCCAGGGCCCCCAUUAGCCCCUUUUCUUUCUCUUGCUCUCUGUGUCUGCAGCAUGCCUCUCUUGGUUUCCCUCUCUUUCUCUUUGUGUCUGGCCAGUCGCCAUCUCCCUGUUUCCAUUCUCUUUCCAUUUCCCUCUCUAUCUAGCUUUAUGUAUCCAUUUCUUUCUCUAUAUUCAAUUUCUCUCUCUUUUGUCUCGUUCUCUCUCUGUGUCAGAAGGGUCAGUGGCAGACCAGACAUGGCCCAAAUGGCCUCUGUCUGUAGAAUCAGAAGAAGUGACUGUUCUUGUCUGUCAGCUAGUGGCAGUCUGUUUCCUCAAAGGGCUUGGUUAAUUAGAAGGGCCAUAAAAUUACAAUGGGAUUUUCUUCUCUAUGUAUUAUAAUUCUAAAUGUGUCUAACCUGGGAACAUGUCAAACAGGGCCUUGAGCAGAAUGAACAAGACACACCGCACGACACCCCCGAGGCGUGGUCAUGUCAUCCCGCAGUAGUCAGAAUCCAUCUGGUUCAGGUGUCACACGCAGGUCGCUAGGGUUCAAGGAAGUCCAGGGUUAAAGUUUAUUGUUGAGGGACAGAUGAGUUCUUCCAUAGCCUGACUGACAGUCUGUUUGUGCUAUCAUGCUAUCACUGACAAUAUGAGGCUGUAGGUCUGCCAUACACUGAACAGUCAACUAUUCAACCUCUGUUUAAUCACCUAUAGAUGUUUUCUCAAUGGCUUAUGUUUCCAUGUCAUGGUCAUAUCAUGAAGGAUUACUUCCACAAAUACUGUAGAAGCCAUAAAAAAUAUAUUUUGGCAUCUGUCUGAGUAACAACACUUUACUAUCAUUAUACAGGUCUGGUAUCACGAUCAUCUAAACUAUUCCCCCCCCCCCCCCCCCCUUCUGCUGCACUUGAAUAAAAUGGCUUGUGUGUCUUUAGGUCUGAUAGCACACUGUGACCCUGUUGACUCAGUAUGUUUACAUGCAAUGGUUUCCUCUGGGACCAACCAUUUACUCUCUCUCUCUCUCUCUCUCUCUCUCUCUCUCUCUCUCUCUCUCUCUCUCUCUCUCUCUCUCUCUCUCUCUCUCUCUCUCCUCUCUCUCUCUCUCCUCUCUCCUCUCUCUCUCACUCUCCUCUCCUCUCACUCUCACUCUCUCUCUCUCUCUCUCUCUCUCUCUCUCUCUCUCUCACUCUCCUCUCCUCUCUCUCUCUCUCCUCCUCUCUCACUCUCCAUCUCUCCUCUCUUCUCUUCUCUCUCUCUCUCUCCUCCUCCACUCUCACUCUCUAAUCCUCACCCCACUACUCACUCUUCUCUCAUCUCUCUCAAUUCAUAUCUUCAUCUCUUCUCUAGUUCAGGGAUGUCUUUACUCAAAUUGUCUUCGUUUUCGAAUUCUUUUGUCGCUGUAUCUGAUGGGAAAUGUGUUCAGUGGUCACUUGGCGAGUGUUCUUCAAUUAUUCUUUAGGGCUUUAUCUGGCAUGGGACUGUGUGUCCUGAUUCAUGUGUCAGCAUCAUCGCAGUUUAACGCCUAGAUCCUGGUUCGAAUUCCAGCUCUUCGUCCGCCGGCCGUGACCGGAGACUCAUGGGCGGCGCACAAUUGGCCCAGCGUCGUCCAGGGUAGGGGAGGGAAUGCCGCGGGUUUCUCAGUUGAUAAGCAUGCUGUUUGCAACGCCAGGGUUGUGGGUUUGAUUCCCACGGGGGGCCAGUAUAAUGUAUUCACUAACUGUAAGUCGCUCUGGAUAAGAGCGUCUGCUAAAUGACUAAAAUGUAAAUGUAAAAUGUGUUAACAUUGCCAAAGCAAGCUACUCUCUCUCUGUCUCUCUCUCUGUCUCUCUCUCUCUCUCUCUCUCUCUCUCUCAGUGUUUGUUUCCAACUGAGUGGGUUUCUGUUACUUCCAGUGGAACCUGAUCUGGUCCAGUAACCCCAGUCAGACAGUCAGUCCUAAUGAUAGGCUGGUUUGGAGGAGGAGGUCCAUCAUGACUUAACUAGCUGACUCACUGACUGACACCUGAUUGUCUGGUCAUUACAGUAUAUUCAACUGCUGUGUCAUUUUCAAUAUAUACAGAAAUAUUAGUAGUAGUAGGAGUACCACAUCUAACAAUCAGCUAGAAUAUUACUGAUAUGUAUGGUUGGUAACAUACUGUACUUUUUACCUCCAAGCUAACAUACCUUUGUAAAUGAACUUUGCAGAGGAAGGGAAGUGGAGGGAGAGAGGGACAGAACGAUCCAGAGAGUGACUCAGGAAAUGUGGAUUUAGGAGGAGAGGAGAGGAGGAAUGUGGCACAAUGAUCGCCUUGGAACAGAGAUGUCCUGAUGGAGGGCUUAAAAGAGAGAUGGAGAGCUGAAAAGAGAGAGAGACAGAUAGUGGAACAGAGAGAGAGAGAGAGAAAAAGAAAGGAACAGAGACAGAGGGACAGCAUAAGAGAGAGAUGGAGAGAGAUAGACAAAGAGAGGGAAACAGAGAAGAGAGAGAGAGAGAGAGAGACCGAGAGAGAGAGACCGAGAGAGAUAGAAAGAUAGUUAUAGAGAGAGAGCCCUCUGAAGAUUAGGAGUGUAGGGGUAAACUCUCGGUCACCAGAGGCCUAAUAUCUGUGCUGAUAUAGCUGCUGUAUUAAAGCACUGGAAUGAUAAUGGUAUUUUUGUUUGUUUACGUGUGUGUGUGUCGGCUUGCGGGUCUGUGUUUGUCUGCGUGUGUGUAUGUGAGUGCUUUUGUGUGUGUGUGCAUUUGUGUGUGUGUGUACCGUCCCAGGUGGCGUGGCUGUAAGUGCCCAGCAUGAAGGCCUACUAUAAAUCUCUUAGUUCCUGCUGCCCCCUGCCACACACACACAUACUCCCGUCCCUCCCACCCUGCCAGAGCCACAGCCCCAGAGCCCCACAGGCUGGCCAGAGACACACAGAGAGUAGAUACAGAGCCCCUAUAUGCCUCUGUGCGUGCAUUCGCGCGUGUGUGCGCAUGCGUGCGUGUGCGUGCGUGCGUGUGCAUGGCUACGUGAGGUCCAAUGCAUGAUAGGCAGGGCCAUUAGCAGCUAGGUGAGAGAGCACCAUGUGACUGGGCUUGGAAUUCUGGGCCUGGCCCUCUCUGCUUGGCGAACACAGUGUGUGUGGCACACACACAGCGUCUUCUCCUCAGCUCGACCACAUCUUAGAGGACUGCCCCGUCUGACGGUCCGUGUGUGUCAGUCUGUCCGUCCACCUUUUCACCCAUCCGUCCAUCCAUCUCUCCAUCCUUCUCUAUGGAUCGUAGUCCAUCUAGGCCCAAGUCUUGGGGCCUGGCUAUGAGCGUGCUGAGGCUACGACACAGAGCCUUCAAAAACAGGUAGAUGAACAGGGAGGGAGGGAGGGGGCAAGAUUAGAUGAUUGGUAGGUCUCUGUGGGAGAGAGGUCUGACUAUCUGUACUGAAUGUGUUGGGGGUUAGAGGUAAAAUGGUAGUAGGAUGGGGGUUUGAAAUAAUUUCACUAUUCAAAUAGUAUCAUUAAUUUUUGUCGGAUAUCCGGAUAUUCGAAAUUCAUGUGUUUUUUAAAACUUAAGUUUUUAACAUGAGCACUGCUGCGCGAGGGAGCGAGGCUGGCACUCUUAUUGCUGCAGCUGUGGAGGGGGUGGUGUGUGAGAUGGGAGCGAGCCGAGCAGACAGAGGGAGAGAGAGAGAUGGAGUAAUGACAGCCAAGGCAGCUCGGCUAAAGCCAAGACUAGCUAACUUGUAGCAGCCACAAUGUUAUUUACCAUCCCAUAUAACAGUGCCUGUCUUGACUGGAGUAGCCUAGAGAAGCUAGCCAGCUAGCUAAGUUAGCCAGCUAUAGCUAGCUAGGCUAAUUGAGGCCACAUGCUGCGCUUUCUCCCCAACCCCAUUCAGAUAAAACAACAGCCUACCUGUUGGUUGUUCGUUGUAGCCUACUCCUUCUCAUUUCACUAACUUUAAAUUUCGUAAUGUUAAUCCAUCUUGCAUUGCAUUAAUGAACGCUCACUCAACUUGCUACACAUUGAGCUACCAGCCUUUUUAUGUGCACAUCAUAAAAACUAAAUUGAAAAGUUUGUUGUUUUAUUUAAUUAAUCAUUUUAAAUGUCAUGGUAUAUCCUUGUAGUAUGUAACAAUGUCAUAUGGAUAUCUUAAUUACAUUUAGAAAGAGCCUUUUCAGUGUUAAAAUAUGCCUCAAAUUUUAGUUUCUCACAAAAAUGAAUACUCACACAAGUAUUCGAAUACUAACGUCCGUUCAAAUAUUUCAGUAACCUUGCACAUCCCUAGAGGGUAGUGAAGGCAUUUUGUGUGUGCGAGUGUGCGCUUGUGUGCAUACGUGCGUCCCACCGUGCGUGCCUGCACUUUUUUGUGGAGGAUGCUGAGCAACCAUGUGACAGUCCAAAUGAAAAAACACAUUCACAAUGGGAUAACAUCUAAACAACGUUGUAUUUAGAUAUCAGGUGGUGAUGUUGCCUCAACAUUGUUACUAUGAAGUCCUGAAAACAUUCAGCCUAAACCCUCACGCAACACUUUAACAACAUUCAUUGGUCAGAUGUUUACUUUUGUACAACCGUAAUGCAAACUGUAAACACCUAGGGAAGGUAAUUGUGUUGUGUAUAGAAUUCCAUCAGAUGCACUAAGAGCAGCCCAGGCUGUGUGUUUCUAUAGAGUGUGUUUCUCUUUCAGAGCUAGCAUGCAGCAGUCUUCCUCCUCUUAUCAGCUUGGAAGUAAUUGACCUCCAUAAUGGCCAUGGCUCCCUUUGACAUCACUGGAUGAAUAUGGAUGUGAAUACACUGUAUGAGUGGUUGAAUGAUACAGUACUUAGUGGUAUUCUGUAGCUAGAUACUGUUUGGGAAUGUGUCUUGAUAUGUGGAAGAAUGUAGCUAUUAUACUGUAACUCUUCAGGGUUGUUUGUGGUCACAUCACGGCCUAGGCGAAUGGCUGGAUGUUCAGCAAUGCAUACACACACGCACAUGAACAUAUAACUUAAAUCCUUUCUACCUCAUUUCUACCAGCAUGUUAAAUGUGCAACCAGAGGAAAAAAAACUCUAGACCACCUUUACUCCAUUUAACAUUUAAAUUUUUUGUCAUUUAGCAGAUGCUCUUAUCCAGAGCGACUUACUCCACACACAGAGACGCAUACAAAGCUCUCCCUCGCCCUCCAUUUGGCAAAUCUGACCAUAACCCUAUCCUCCUGAUUCCUGCUUAUAAGCAAAAACUAAAGCAGGAAGCACCAGUGACUCGGUUAAUAGAAAAGUGGUCAGAUGACGCAGAUGCUAAGCUACAGGACUGUUUUGCUAGCACAGACAGGAACAUGUUCCGGGAUUCUUCAGAUAGCAUUGAGGAGUACAGCACAUCAGUCACUGGCUUCAUCAAUAAGUGUAUCGAUGACGUCAUCCCCACAGUGACCAUACGUACAUACCCCAACCAGAAGCCAUGGAUUACAGGCAACAUCCGCACUGAGCUAAAGGGUAGAGCUGCCGCUUUCAAGGAGCGGGACUCUAACCCGGACGCUUAUAAGAAAUCCCGCUAUGCCCUCCGACGAACCAUCAAACAGGCAAAGAGUCAAUACAGGACUAAGAAUCGUACUACACCGGCUCUGACGCUCGUCGGAUGUGGCAGGGCUUGAAAACUAUUACAGACUACGAAGGGAAGCGCAGCAGCGAGCUGCCCAGUGACACAAGCCUACCAGACGAGCUAAACCACUUCUAUGCUCGCUUCGAGGCAAGCAACACUGAAGCAUGCAUGAGAGCACCAGCUGUUCCGGAUGACUAUAUGAUCACGCUCUCCGUAGCCGAUGUGAGUAAGACUUUUAAGCAGGUCAACAUUCACAAGGCCGUAGGGCCAGACGGAUUACCAGGACAUAUACUCCGAGCAUGUGCUGACCAACUGGCAAGUGUCUUCACUGACAUGUCCCUGACUGAGUCUGUAAUACCAACAUGUUUCACCAUAGUCCCCGUUGCCCAAGGGCACUAAGAUAACCUGCCUAAAUGACUACCAACCCGUAGCACUGACGUUUGUAGCCAUGAAGUGCUUUGAAAGGCUGGUCAUGGCUCACAUCAACACCAUUAUCCCUCAGUUUCCUGUAGUCUACGAUCAGCUCCUUUGUCUUGCUGACAUUGAGGGAGAGGUUGUUGUCCUGGCACCACACUGCCAGGUCUCUGACCUCCUCCCUAUAGGCUGUCUCAUCGUCGUUGGUGAUCAGGCCUACCACCGUCGUGUCGUCUGCAAUCUUAGUGAUGGUGUUGGAGUCGUGCGCGGCCACGCGGUCGUGAGUGAACAGGGAGUACAGGAGGGGACAAAGCACACACACCUGAGUGGCACCCGUGUUGACGGUCAGCAUGGCAGACGUGUUGUUACCUACCCUUACCACCUGGGGGCGGCUCGUCAGGAAGUCCAGGAUCCAGUUGAGGGAGGUGUUCAGUCCCAGGGUCCUUAGCUUAUUGAUGAGCUUGGAGGGCACUAUGAUGUUGAACGCUGAGCUGUAGUCAAUGGACAGCAUUCUGACAUAGGUGUUCCUCUUGUCCAGAUGGGAAAGGGCAGUGUGGAGUGCAAUGGAGAUUACAUCAUCUGUGGAUCUGUUGGGAUAGUAUGCGAAUUGGAGUGGGUCCACGGUGUCUGGGAUGAUGGUGUUGAUGUGAGCCAUGACCAGCCUUUCAAAGCAUUUCAUGUCUACAGAUGUGAGUGCUACAGGGCGAUAGUCAUUUAGACAUGUUUCCUUGGCAUUCUUGGGCACAGGGAUUAUGGUGGUCUGCUUGAAACAUAUAGGUAUUAGAGUCUGGGUCAAUUGCCAGCUGGUCAGUGCAUGCUUUGAGUACGUGUCCUGGUAAUCUGUCUGGCCCUGCGACCUUGUGUUUAAAGGUCUUACUCACAUCGGCUUCGGAGAGCGUGAUCACACAGUUGUCCAGAACAGCUGGUGCUCUCAUCCAUGGUUCAGUGUUGAAUUAAACAGAGGUUACUGUAAUAGCGAGGUUGGUGUGUUUAGUUGGUUAGUGGAACGGUAGUAUAAAGAUUCUGCACAGUAUAUGUUACAGCGCUAAUGGCCGGACUGAAUUUUUCUUAAUAUAUUGUACACAGAGAGAACCAAAAUGGUGAGCUAGGUGUGUGGACAGUAAUGUAUUGCACUGCAGAUCCGUAAUUGCCAAUAUAUGGUAAUUUUUUAGUACAGAUACCUGUAGACUCAGAUCUAUAAUCGUGUGGUAGGUGAGUGGUAAUGCACAGAUUCAUCAUGGCAGGUAUGGAUAGUGUGGGGGCAGUGCUGCGUGACGUCAGGCAGGCAGGCUAUAGCCUGAAAUAGCAGUGAGAUCUCACUUCCCUGUCCUGUGCAGAGCAGCAGACAUACCGGAGGAGAGGAGCGAAUGAGUCAGCUUGCCUAACCUGCUGCUGGAAGAGACUGAUAGGGAUGGAGAGAUAUGGACGGAGAGGGAGAGAGAGAAUUAAAAAAGGUCUUCAUUCAACUACAGUAGCCUAUACUGUAUAUGUCUGUCUUACUUAAUAGUUCUCAGUUUUUCUCAAUUUGUCACUGAGGUGACAGCGACAUUCCAUAACUGAUGCUAAGUUGACUGACAGUUGUGGUCAGGCUUCAAAGUGUUACCCAUAGAGAUCCUAUAAUUUACUGAAUUAUAGGAUCUGUGUUACCGAUAGAAUCCAUAUUCCUUAUUUCUAUGGUAUUACGUACUAGAUGACAACAGUGUGUUCAGUAACCACUAGGUCUAUGUUUCCCAUUUGAAAUGGUUUAACCCCUAGGUGACAUCUGCCUAGAGGUACCAGGAUGUUCAGGUCAGACAUGAUGAUAACAGGCCUAAUCAAUAGGUUACCUAGGUGACAGUGGUGUUCCAUCGCUAUUAAAUGUGUUUGCUUGUUGACAGUCAUGCUCAGUAUUCAGUACGUUACUUUGGUGCGAGGUAAUCAAUAUGUGAAGAUGGUUUUAAGGAUAGACGUUACUGAGUGAACAGGGGUAUACUGAGAUUGUUGUAUCUGAAAUGAAGAGGCACACUGCUGCCUGCAUGAUGAUAUUUAGGCUGUUGACAAGUCUUCAGCUCUCAUAUAUCAACUACUAUUAAACCUUAAAGAUCUUCAUUGCGCACAUACUGAAUAUACAAAACAUUAAAAACAUGACAUAGACCGACCAGGUAAAUCCAGGUGAAGCUAUGAUCCCUUAUUGAUGUCACUUGUUGAAUCCACUUCAAUCAGUGUAUAUGAAGGGGAGGAGAUAGGUUAAAGAAAGAUUUUUAAGCCUUGAGACAAUUGAGACAUGGAUUUUGUAUGUGUGCCAUUCAGAGGGUGAAUGUAAGUGCCUUUGAACGGGGUAUGGUAGUAGGUGCCAGGCGCACCUGUUUGUGUCAAUAACUGCAACGCUGCUGGGUUUUUCAUGCUCAAUAGUUUCCCGUGUGUAUCAAGAAUGGUCCACCACCCAAAGGACAUCCAGCCAACUUGACACAACUGUUGGAAGCAUUGGAGUCAACAUGGGCCAGCAUCCCUGUGGAACGCUUUCGACACCUUGUAGAGUCCAUGUCCUGACGAAUUGAGGCUGUUCUGAGGGCAAAAAGGGGGGUGCAACUCAAUAUUAGGAAGGUGUUCCUAAUGUUUGGUAGAUACUCAGUGUAUUUGGAAGGAACCCAUGGUGUAUACAGUAUGACCAUAUAUCCAAAGAACUGCAUAGGUUUUCACAGACACAGAAUUAGGGAUUUCGAGCUGACAGACAAAGACAGCUUCUUAGCUUUUCUCAUGUCUUUCUCUCCCAUUUAGCAGGGGAAUGAAUGAUUAACAAUGUUGAAUAAUUUUAUAAGUAUCACUGUGCUCUGCUCUGACACGCUCACACUGAGAAGUGAUUUGCUUAAACAACUACUGGUACAUUUCAGUGUGCCUUUCCUCUAGCUUUAUUCCAUUUUUUUCCCUGGAUACUCUGUUCUACUCUCUCUCCAACCUCCAUGUCUCUCAACUCCUAUUCCUUUCCCUGUUUUUAUUGAUGUCUUUUUAUUUAACCCUCAUUUUACCAGGUAAAUUGACUGAGAACACAUUCUCAUUUACAGCAACGACCUGUGGAAUAGUUACAGGGGAGAGGAGGGGGAAUGAAUGAGCCAAUUGGAAGCUGGGGAUGAUUAGGCAGCCAUGAUGGUAUGAGGGCCAGAUUGGGAAUUUUGUAUAAGUGUAUAAGUGAACAUGCUAUCUUUUCUCUAAAGGUCAAAAAAGGCUUUUACAGUGGGGGAAAAAGUAUUUAGUCAGCCACCAAUUGUGCAAGUUCUCCCACUUAAAAAGAUGAGAGAGGCCUGUAAUUUUCAUCAUAGGUACACGUCAACUAUGACAGACAAAAUGAGAUUUUAUUUCUCCAGAAAAUCACAUUGUAGGAUUUUUAAUGAAUUUAUUUGCAAAUUAUGGUGGAAAAUAAGUAUUUGGUCAAUAACAAAAGUUUCUCAAUACUUUGUUAUAUACCCUUUGUUGGCAAUGACACAGGCAGGGACGGCUUGUUCAAUAGGGCGAUAUGGGCGACGCACUGCCAAACGGGAAAAGGAAGGGAUUUUUUUUCUAAUCAAUUAUAUCACGGCAACAGUAGUUAUCAGUGUUGUAAUCUGAUCUGACUGCCACUAAAUGUCAAAUCAGGCUAAAGUCGUGCUUCAAAUGGCCCCGCCCGUUUUUGGGGCGAUUUCAGUCAGGUUGAAAAUCGCCCAGAAGUCUCUCAUAGCCUGUCAUGUAAAAUCUAUUUUUUUUCAAAUUUCAAAGCUCUCAAUGCAUUCUCUAUGGGUGUCUGUGGGCUUGCACUUACGCGCUUUCGUCAUACGUGACUUAACCAUGAACGUAACUAAGACAAUAGCGGCUAGCAGCGUCUCUGUUGCGACCUGCAGUGUGGCGUUAUUUUAUGUUUUUAAUUUGUAGACUUAGUUUACAAACAUUCUGCCAACCAUGGAUUUCCAGUGGUUGGUUUUGGACUGAUCUUGUUGAUCGUGUACAUACCCGCUACGAACGGACUAAAUAAUGAAAACGCUGCUGGCAGCGGAAUCCCAAUACAGCUGGGAGACUUGGCUGGAUGACAGAGUCCCGGACAGAGAAGUGGAGCCGGCCGGCUUCACCCUGGUCAGAGCGGACCGCGAUCCUGGUAAGAGAGCGACUCUGUACCCCGACAUUGAACUGCUUUCUGUUGAACUUGUGUCAUCCGUGAGUUCCCCCAAUUGUUUGUUACCGUUGUGUACUGUUGAUAAUCACAAGUUUACUGGAGAACUGAGACCAAGUAGAGACUUUGGACAGGGUGGAUAUGGUAUAAUAAAGGCAGUUUAUUCAGAGGUAAAGAUAUCUGGAAUCGCGUGCACGGACUCGUUCGUCAAACUCUUAGGGAGAAGAGAGCCCCGAAAACAUUGUGUGCAGACAUUUUAUACAAUAAAUGAUGUAGGUUGAAUCUAGUAGUUCUGAUCUUCUGAUUGGUCCUGAUGAGUUGGGCGAGGUCCCCUCCACUGUUGCAUUGGCUCUGAGUCGGGUUCUCUGUCUUCAAAUGUUCAGCCUAAAGAGAGGGGAUUUGUGUGUGUGUGUGUGUGUGUGUGUUUAACAGUGAUGAUGUGUGUGUGUGUGUGUGUGUUAUCAGUGAUGAUGUGUGUGUGUGUGUGUGUGUGUGUGUGUGUCCUCAGAGCAAGAACUCGUGAGUUGGAAGAACUGAGAGACCUAUGGCGUGGGUGUUGUCCUUGGCCACCUGCUGACAAGGCUGACAAGAUAGGACUCUUUUGUCCAUUGUUAUAGGAUAGGAACAGCAUUGAUUGAAAACAAACGCCCAACACAAAAUGGGUCAUGCACAAGAUUUUAGUCAGACCAAGCUAUAACAUUAUAUAUUUACUACGACAGUACAUUCAACCAAAAGCUAAUAUAACAAAGGCAUCAGAGAUUAUUUAUAAUCUGUCACAGAAACUGGAAUCCAUCUCUCCAGAUCAGUCAAUAAAUGCUUCUGGUAUUGACUUAUAUGCUGCCCCUGUCUUCAUGUUGUUGCUGGACAUAUCUUUUUUAAAAUGUGUGUAGGUCACCUAAAUCAUCAGAAAAAUUGCCCCUCCUGAGAAUUUUUUCAGGAGCCGCCACUGGACACAGGUCAAACGUUUUCUGUAAGUCUUCACAAGGUUUUCACACACUGUUGCUGGUAUUUUGGCCCAUUCCUCCAUGCAGAUCUCCUCUAGAGCAGUGAUGUUUUGGGGCUGUCGCUGGGCAACACGGACUUUCAACUCCCUCCAAAGAUUUUCUAUGGGGUUGAGAUCUGGAGACUGGCUAGGCCACUCCAGGACCUUGAAAUGCUUCUUACGAAGCCACUCCUUCGUUGCCCGGGCGGUGUGUUUGGGAUCAUUGUCAUGCUGAAAGACCCAGCCACGUUUCAUCUUCAAUGCCCUUGCUGAUGGAAGGAGGUUUUCACUCAAAAUGUCACGAUACAUGGCCCCAUUCAUUCUUUCCUUUACACGGAUCAGUCGUCCUGGUCCCUUUGCAGAAAAACAGCCCCAAAGCAUGAUGUUUCCACCCCCAUGCUUCACAGUAGGUAUGGUGUUCUUUGAAUGUAACUCAGCAUUUUUUGUCCUCCAAACACGACGAGUUGAGUUUUUACCAAAAAGUUCUAUUUUGGUUUCAUCUGACCAUAUGACAUUCUCCCAAUCCUCUUCUGGAUCAUCCAAAUGCACUCUAGCAAACUUCAGACGGGCCUGGACAUGUACUGGCUUAAGCAGGGGGACACGUCUGGCACUGCAGGAUUUGAGUCCCUGGCGGCGUAGUGUGUUACUGAUGGUAGGCUUUGUUACUUUGGUCCCAGCUCUCUGCAGGUCAUUCACUAGGUCCCCCCGUGUGGUUCUGGGAUUUUUGCUCACCGUUCUUGUGAUCAUUUUGACCCCACGGGGUGAGAUCUUGCGUGGAGCCCCAGAUCGAGGGAGAUUAUCAGUGGUCUUGUAUGUCUUCCAUUUCCUAAUAAUUGCUCCCACAGUUGAUUUCUUCAAACCAAGCUGCUUACCUAUUGCAGAUUCAGUCUUCCCAGCCUGGUGCAGGUCUACAAUUUUGUUUCUGGUGUCCUUUGACAGCUCUUUGGUCUUGGCCAUAGUGGAGUUUGGAGUGUGACUGUUUGAGGUUGUGGACAGGUGUCUUUUAUACUGAUAACAAGUUCAAACAGGUGCCAUUAAUACAGGUAACGAGUGGAGGACAGAGGAGCCUCUUAAAGAAGAAGUUACAGGUCUGUGAGAGCCAGAAAUCUUGCUUGUUUGUAGGUGACCAAAUACUUAUUUUCCACCAUAAUUUGCAAAUAAAUUCAUUAAAAAUCCUACAAUGUGAUUUUCUGGAUUUUUUUCUCUCAAUUUGUCUGUCAUAGUUGACGUGUACCUAUGAUGAAAAUUACAGGCCUCUCUCAUCUUUGUAAGUGGGAGAACUUGCACAAUUGGUGGCUGACUAAAUACUUUUUUCCCCCACUGUAUAUGUGAAUGUGUGAGACGGUUACCUCCCCAUAAUUAAGGCUGGCCACAAGACAUGCUUUGAUAGGGAUGGGCUUUGGAAAUGUAAUGCAGGGACUCUAAAUGCCUUUGCUGGGUGUGACAGUGGAAGUGUGUGUGUGUUCGUGGAGAGUUAGAGAGAACAGGCUCUUCAGUACUGUAUGUGUUUUGUCUUCCGCACACUACUCUGGCCUUUAUUAGUGGUGUGCAGUUCACGAACGAUUCAUUCUUUUUGAACAACUCUUUUUACUGACUCUAGAGUCAUGAUUCGUUUUUCUGAGUGACUCGUUCAUUUUAGUCAUUUCUUUGACCUGCUGACUGGCCGCGAUGAAUUCUACAGCAGGAUUUAUACGCGCUCAUCCGGCUCUGUGGCUCCGGAGACGUGCUCUGAUCACAAACUGUCUAUCAUGUGCGCACAGAAAAAUAGAUCAUGCAUAGAGAAGAAAAAUACAGAUUUAGAACUGAUAAUUGAUCGCAUGGUGCAAGAAUGAAUGCAAUUAAUUGAUUAUUCAAUGUUAUCGGUGGACACCUUUGUAGAACCAUAACAAACACAUGCCUCUGCUCAAUACUUGAGAACUAAUCGUUUGGGGGGCAGCUGCAGUUCGCAAACGAUAUUGUGCUAAUCUCUCUCGCGGCAGUCAAGCAGAGAGCAUUCCGCCAAGAGUCGUUCACAAUCUAGUUUGGUUGCAGCCGCAACUAGGCUAGAGCUCGUUUCAAAGCUAUCAAUUAAUCAUCUUAUUUGUAUGCCUCUCUCUCUUGUUUGAAGCACACUUUUAUAAGUCUCAGUCACAAAUGACAAUGACAAUAAGCCCCUUACGGUGAAUCAUGAUUCUUUCUAGUUUUUAGUUCAUCAUUCGCCAAGUAUUGGGUCAUGCGUGCUCUGGGCAUUACUGAAUCAAAUGAACGAAAUUAGUCGAAAGAUUAGUUAUUUUGACUGAACGAGUUGAAAACAUCGGAGUCAGUAAAAAAAAACUUCCCAUCACUAGCCUUAAGUGAGUUGAGUUCUGGGCAUGUCCACACACACAGAAAGGUGUUACAGGGUGGAAAAUGCUUCCCACUCUAAUUUACAUGUCUGAGAGAGAGUCCUGUCUGGACCCGCUCAACACACACACACACAGGACAUUCCACAGAGCACCAGGCAGGUCUCUUGCACCCACGCUACCCUGAGGUGGGGCAGUGCUUACACACACAUGGUCACACACACACAUGGUCACACACACACAUGUGAACUCUCUGUUACCAUGUACAGUGCAUUCGGAAAGUAUUCAGACCCCUUGACUGAAAUAUUACAUUUACAUAAGUAUUCAGACCCUUUAAUCAGUACUUUGUUGAAGCACCUUUGGCAGCGAUUACAGCCUUGAGUCUUCUUGGGUAUGACGCUACAAGCUUGGCAGACCUGUAUUUGGGGAGUUUCUUCCAUUCUUCUCUGCAGAUCCUCUCAAGUUCUGUCAGGUUGGAUGGGGAGCGUCGCUGCACAGCUAUUUUCAGGUCUCUCCAGAGAUGUUCAAUCGGGUUCAAGUCCGGGCUCUGGCUGGGCCACUCAAGGACAUUCAGAGGCUUGUCCCGAAGCCACUCCUGCGUUGUCUUGGCUGUGUGCUUAGCGUCGUUGUCCUUUUGGAAGGUGAACCUUCGCCCCAGUCUGAGGUCCUGAGCGCUCUGGAGCAGGUUUUCAUCAAGGAUCUCUCUGUAUUUUGCUCCGUUCAUCUUUCCCUCGAUCCUGACUAGUCUCCCAGUCCCUGCUGCUGAAAACUACCCCACAGGAUGAUGAUGCCACCCCCAUGCUUCAUCGUAGGGAUGGUGUAAGGUUUCCUCCAGAUGUGACGCUUGGCAUUCAGGCCAAAGAGUUCAAUCUUGGUUUCAUCAGAACAGAGAAUCUUGUUUCUCAUGGUCUGAGAGUUGUUUAGGUGCUUUUUGGCAAACUCCAAGCAGGCUGUCAUUUGCCUUUUACUGAGGAGUGGCUUCCGUCUAUCAUAAAGGCCUGAUUGGUGGAGUGCUGCAGAGAUGGUUGUCCUUCUGGAAGGUUCUUCCAUCUCCAUAGAGGAACUCUGGAGCUCUAUCAGAGUGACCAUCGGGUUCUUGGUCACCUCCCUGACCGAGGCCCUUCUCCCCCGAUUGCUCAGAUGGCCGGGCGGCCAGCUCUAGGAAGAGUCUUGGUGGUUUCAAACUUCUUCCAUUUAAGAAUGAUGGAGGCCACUGUGUUCUUGGAGACCUUCAAUGCUGCAGACAUUUUUUGGUACCCUUCCCCAGAUCGGUGCCUCAACACAAUCCGGUCUCGGAGCUCUACGGACAAUUCCUUUGACCUCAUGGCUUGGUUUUUGCUCUGACAUGCACUGUCAACUCUGGGACCUUAUGUAGACAGGUGUUUGCCUUUCCAAAUCAUGUCCAAUCAAUUUAAUUUACCACAGGUGGACUCCAAUCAAGUUGUAGAAACAUCUCAAGGAUGAUCAAUGGAAACAGGAUGCACCUGAGCUCAAUUUCAAGUCUCAUAGCAAAGGGUCUGAAUACUUAUGUAAAUAUGAUAUUUCAGGUUUUUGUUUUUAAUACAUUUGCAAACAUUUCUAAAAACCUGUUUUUGCUUUGUCAUUGUAGGGUAUUUACGGUGUGUAGAUUGAUGAGGAGAAAAAACGAUUUAAUCAAUUUUAGAAUAAGUCUGUAACGUAACAAAAUGUGGAAAAAGGGAAGGGGUCUGAAUACUUUCGAAUGCACUGUAUGUAAUAAUAAUAAUAAUAAUAAUAUGCCAUUCAGCAGAUGCUUUUAUCCAAAGCGACUUACAGUCAUGUGUGCAUACAUUUUUACGAAUGGGUGGUCCCGGGGAUCGAACCCACUACCCUGGCGUUACAAGCGCCAUGCUCUACCAAUUGAGCUACAGAGGACCACUCUAUGUACACACUAUACACACUCCAGUUGUAACCUAUUGUAACCUAUUGUAACCAGUUGUAACCACACUAUGUACACACUAUACAAACUCCAGUUGUAACCUGCAACCUCAAUACCUCUCUCUCACCCUGUGGGUUCUUGUGCUGUAAUUACACUGCUUAUACCAAUGUGACAGUCAACCAUCUAGAAAACCAACAGCCACAAAAUAAACCGUUAAUGCAUUUGUCCUGAGGAGAAAGUAGCUAGCUGUAUUCUCCUACUGCUGUGUCAGCUGGCUUCAGCCUGGUCUGGUAUGUCUGCAAUGAGGAGAAUGGCAGACAGUGAUUAGCUUUGUUAGCUGCUGUGGCUACAUCCAAAAUGGCACCCUAUUCCCUACAUAGUGCACUGCUGUUGGUGGGCCCUGGUCAAAGGCGCUAUUGGGACAUAACCUAAGGUUUAGUUGUGAAGGCGCUGUUGUUGGUAAUCACCGGGGCUUUCCAUGCACUCAGAAACACUCUGGUUCUGUUGUUGCUGUUAUGUGUAUGAGGGCAUGGUGACAGUGGUGGAUGGUGACAGUGAUAAACACACACCCACACGCGUGUGUGCUAGGAUGUGAAUUGUUCCCUGCAGCCUCUGGUAUGUAUAUUUUCAGUGCAUGUACAAUAUGACUAAACACACACACACACACACAUAUACACACACAUUUUCAUGCACUAAUAUACACAUGCACGUACACCGACACUGGAGUGGGCUGAUUUCUGCUGUAGUGGGCUCAGAGUUAUUGUGGCUAAGUGUGUGUAUGGCAGGCUCAAGCAUAAAAGCACUAAGCUUGUGGAAGUGAUCUAUGAUACAGUACGUGACUGGUUUGGUUAAGGAGCAUCUUGCUGCAAGGGCACAGAUCAAAGCACGGAGUGUGUGUGUAUGUGUGAGUGUGUGUGUAUGUGUAUGUGUGUGUGUAUGUGUGAGUGUGUGUGCGUACAUAGCCUGUGUGUGUGUGUGUGUGUGUGUGUGUGUGUGUGUGUGUGUGUGUGUGUGUGUGUGUGGACGUGUUUAACUAGAAGUCCCCACAAGAAUAGUAAACAAACAAAAAUUUGACCAGCUGGGGACAUUUUGUUAGUCCCCAUGAGGUCAAAUGCUUUUUCUAGGGGGUUUAGGGUUAAGGUUACAAUUAGUGUUUGGGUUAGAAUUACGUUAAGGGUUAGGGUUAGGAGCUAGGGUUAGGUUUAGGGUUAGGGGUUAGGGAAAAUAAGAUUUUGAAUGGGACUGAAUUGUGUGUCCUCACAAGGUUAGCUGUACAAGACUGUGUGUGUGUGUGUGUGUGUGUGUGUGUGUGUGUGUGUGUGUGUGUGUGUGUGUGUGUGUGUGUGUGUGUGUCUCUGUCUCUGUCUCUGUCUCUGUCUCUGUGCGUGCAUGUGUGUGUGCAAGUAUGGAGGAAUCUCAAUGCUAAGUGUCUGUGUUGUCCUUCUCAGACGGCUGUGCUUUAUUAGACGUUAGAGGAACCUUGUGUUGUCCUAGCUAGUUGCCACGUUAACUCUUCAUGGCGUCGAUUCUUCCUGCUCCACAGUUUCUAUGGCAACGCACCGACCGUGAGGCUCCAUCAUGUGUCUGUGCCUGUGAACAGGAUUUAUCACAGUGUGUGUGUGUGCGUUUGUUUGUGUUCGUUUUUACUCAAGCGUUUGAUUGUAUUUCCGAUAUUUUGAGCUGAAUCUAUUAGCCGGGCACUGACACAGUUCACACUAUUUAUUUAGCAUUCAUAACUCACACCCUUACAGCUAUUACUGAGGAUGCCACUGAAAUAGCAAUGUUCAGAGAUAGUAGAACAACAUAUUGUGCUUCUGACUCAUCUGAUUCAGAUAUUGAACAAUGCUUUUUAUAUUAAUGUUAAGUCAUCUAAUCAUGUACGCUUAUGUUUCUGGUGGUGUCCUCAUUGAUGCUCAGGAACUGGUAGCCAAACACUAAACAUACAGGAGCUAAUAUUGAAUACUAUAUUGAAUAGAAAGCAGCACAUCCACUCAGGCUGGAAAGAGAAUCCACACACUGUCUUAUUGAUGAGAGACUAAGCUCUUAAAAAUACAGCAUACUUUUUUUAGUUCCAGUUCCAGUCCUUUCAGAUUUGAGAACACCAAAGGGCUAGGGGCUAGGGGAAGGGAGGGUUAGGAGAGGAUAGGGGCUAGGGGAACGGGAUAGGGGCUAGGGAAGGGAUAGGAGGCUAGGGGGGAAGGGUAGGGGAUAGGGGAAGAGCUAGGGGGAGGGGAAGGGAUAGGGGUUAGGAGAGGGGGAUAGGGGCUAGGGGAAGGGACUAAGGCUAUGGGGAAGGGAUAGGGGCUAGGGGAAGGGAUAGCGGGCUAGGGAAGGGAUAGGGCUAGGGGAAGGGAUAGGGGCUAGGGGCAGGGAUAGGGUUCAGGCCGGAGGGAAGGGGGUAGGAGAAGGGAUAGGGGAUAGGGGAAGGGGAUAGGGCUAGGGGAGGGGUUAGGGGAAGGAUAGGGGUAGGGGAAGGGAUAGGGGUAGGGAAGGAUAGGGGCUAGGGGAAGGGAUAGGGGCUAGGGGAAGGGAUCGGGGUAGGAGAAGGGAUAGGGGCUAGGGGAAGGGAUAGGGGUUAGGGGAAGGGAUAGGGGCUAGGGGAAGGGAUAGGGGCUAGGGGAAGGGAUAGGGGCUAGGGGAAGGGAUAGGGGUUAGGGGAAGUGAUAGGGGCUAGGGGAAGGGAUAGGGGUUAGGGAAAUGGAUAGGGGAUAGGGGCUAGGGGAAGGGAUAGGGGUUAGGGGAAGGGAUAAGGGUUAGGGGAAGGGAUAGGGGUUAGGGGAAGGGAUAGGGGUUAGGGGAAGGGAUACGGGCUAGGGGGAGGGAUAGGGGUUAGGGGAAGGGAUAGGGGCUAGGGGGAGGGAUAGGGGUUAGGGGAAUGGAUAAGGGAUAGGGGUUAGGGGAAGGGAUAGGGGUUAGUGGAAGGGAUAGGGUUUAGGGGAAGGGAUAGGGGUUAGAGGAAGGGAUAGGGGCUAGGGGAAGGGAUAGGGGUUAGGGGAAGGGCUCCAAGAUGGAAUCUGGUCUUAAAGCGAAAUGACAUCCAGCUAUGAACAUCUGUUCGACCGCAGUGAUGAUUAAUGUGUAAUUGUUGUGAGUGCACAAACCAAUUCAGGUUGUAACAGUAUUUAUCUCUCUCUUUCUCUCUCUCUCUCUCUCUCUCUUUCUAUCUCUUCCUCUCUCUCUCUCUCUCUCCAUCAGGCCUGAGACCCAGCAAAAAGCCCCGGUGUCUGCCCACCCUCCCCCGCCUCCCCCUCCACCCCCUCCUGAGCCUGCCGUCCCCCCAGAGCCAGAGGAGGAGAUCCUAGGCUCUGACGAUGAGGAGCAGGAGGACCCCGCAGACUACUGCAAAGGUGGGGGGAGACAACACACAUACACUGUACACACACACCUAUGACAAUCACACAUAUCACUCAUCUCCUUCCCCUUUCUCUCUACCUUUUGGACACAUACUCUCUCUCUCUCUCUCUCACUCACUCACUCACUCACUCACUCACUCACUCACUCACUCACUCACUCACACACACACACACACACACACACACACACACACACACACACACACACACCAUAAACACACAGGCAUGCACACAUGCCCUCUUACAGCACCCCCUCCCCAGACACGCAGCCCUUACCCAUACCCCAAUACACUUAAGCCCAUAUCUCGUUCUCCUCUUUCUCUCUCUCUCUCUCUCUCUCUAUCUCUCUCUCUCUCUCUCUCUCUCCUCUCUCUCUCUCUCUAUCUCUCUCUCUCUCAUCUCUCUCUCUCCUCUCUCUCUUCUGCCUCUCUCUCUCUCUCCUUUAUCUUCCCUGGGUUCUAAUGUAAUUUGCAGCAGUGUGACUCUAGCCAGCAGCUCUGUAGGCUUGGCACCAGCACCGAGGCUCAAGGUUGUUGUCUGUGCCAAGAGGGAGUGGCCUCUUCACUGAGGAGACACAUAGCUCUAAGGAACUAGUGAGACUCUUCUCCCGUAGGGUUUACGUCUGUCUUUCUCCCCAUCGCUCUACCGCUCUUUCUCUCAUUCGUCCUCUAUAUCCCUCUCCCAUAGGGUUUCACAGGACUGGCUGAAGACUGAAGAUGCUGUCUCUAUGUCUCUCUUCCUCUAUCGUCCUCUUAUUUAUCUUUCUUAAUCCUCUUUCACACCCCCUUCCUCCCACUAAUGGAAUCGUUUCAGAUUGGCUCUAAGUAUCAGUACCUUGAUUGUCUAGGUCCACUGGUCUCUCUUUCUUCAACAGUAUCUCUCGCCCUCUCUUCCUCCCUCUCUCUCUUGCUCUCUCCCCCCUCCCUCUCCCUCUCCCUCUCUCUCUCUCUCUCAGGUGGAUACCAUCCGGUGAAGAUAGGGGACUUGUUCAACGGGAGGUACCACGUGAUCCGCAAGCUAGGCUGGGGUCACUUCUCCACCGUAUGGCUGUGCUGGGACAUCCAGUGAGUCACACACACAAACACACAUACACACACGUGCAUAUAUCUUAUCUUAUCUUACACACAUGCAUACACAUACACCUGAGUCAGAUGGGUUACCGCGGUUACCAACUCAUCGCCAUGACAACGGCUGCACUCCUAUACCGUGACACAGUAGACAGUAGCAGCAGCUGCAGUGUGAUGACACAUAGUGCCAAAGUGUUAACCACACUGAUGUAUAACAGUAUCAGUGUCAGAAUAUCACCUUUCACUAGGUUCCAUCACACAGCUGGCCCAUAUACUGACUUAGCCCUAAUUCAGUCACUUACACAGUAAAAGAAAACCCCCGCUGCGUGUUCAGUCAUAAUGUUUUUGCUAUAACGGAGGUGUUAACCAUGUUAAAAUCAACAUACACUAUACGCUGAUCCUCACAUGGACAUUGUCAUUGGAGAUGAAACCAUUACCAGUAAGCAUCACUCCCGCAGUGCGUUUUGCUUUUAUCUGGGAUUGAUUCGUUCAAGUCCAGUGUUGAAUGACUAGCUCUGUUGUAGUCCAUAAUGUUGUGAUAUGGAUGACACUGUAUGUGACACUGUUUGUUGUUUCAGGGUGAAGAACUUCGUGGCGAUGAAGGUGGUGAAGAGUGCUCAGCACUACACGGAGACAGCCCUGGAUGAGAUCAAACUGCUAAGAUGUGUGAGGAGGGGACUCUGGGUCAUCAACAUUUGUGGGAGAUGAGUGUGUGUGUGUUUCCCCAUGCCUCUCACACCUCUCUCACACACCCUCCUUCCUCAUCUCUCUGUGUUUUGUCAUUCCUCUCCAGGUGAGAGAGAGUGACCCCUCUGACCAAAACAAAGAAAUGGUGGUUCAGCUGAUAGACGACUUCAAGAUCUCUGGAAUCAAUGGAAUACGUAUCCUUGUCAGAAGAGGGUGUGUGUGUGCGUGUGUGCGUGCGUGUGUGUGCGUACGUGUGUGUCAGGGUUUCUGUUAGCCGGUAAAAAACGGCUUUUGGGAAAAUCCGAUAAAUAAAAUUGCCGCCUGCCAAUUGUCUGGUAAAAGAAGUCAAAAUCCCAUUGCGAAUUAAUGCUUUUUAGCCUAUUCAUUGAUAAAAAUACCAGUCGAUGUAAAUACAUUUGACUGGUCAUGCUUAUCGGUCUAUAGGGCAAUUUGCAUAUUUUUGUGGAAUUAAAUUGUCAUGUGUGUACAGUAUAUUUGUUAGGUACCUUAUUUAUCACACACAUACAGCAUACAGAUAGAGAGCCUUUGAGCGGAACAGGAAAUGCAUAGAAAGUCAGGCUUCAUCAGCACGUCACACACCACUUUGCAAUGAGCUGGAUGCAGUAUGCAUUUUGAAAACAUGUACUUAACUGUUUGAAACCUGAAUGUUUUACUACAUAUUAUGAGGCAUGUCUUACCUUGCUUCAAAGUAGUCUAGCCAAAAUCAGACCAUAUCCGUGGAGGCAAUUCUUUUAUAUAAACUUUCUUUCAUUGUCCAGUAGCGAAAGGCACAAUCCUAGUCAUAUUAGCAACCCAUGCUAAUUGUUGCAUAUUAGAUCUCCCCUCUUUCUAAAUUUCGAACUUAUAUUUUCAUCUCUGUCCAUGAAACCGUUCGCAUGUGCGGUUCACUUUGACGAUGGUGUUUUCCCGCUAGUUGCAUUAUGGAACGAACAUUCGCGCGUAUCCUACUGCCUUAUGCGCAUUACUGCGCUUAUAAUGUGAAGAAAUAAUAGUUUAACAUUUUAAGCUAAACGUUCUGAUCUGUUGCGUCAGACUCAUUGCUUUUGAACAUAUUUAUUUUAUGUAGCCUAGGCCUACUGGUUGUGUGAAUUUGGGAACUAUCGUCUCUCAACUGUCCCAGAGUCUGUUUGGAAUAGUCUUUUUCGACAAGCUGACCAAUAGAAUAGGUAAACCUUUCUGCUAUGAGGGAUAGUAGAUUGACAUAGGCUAGUGAUUUUGCUGUUCGUUACUCGUCUUAUUGGCUGAGGAAAAGUAUAUGUGGACAGUUAUUCUAACAUCUUCAAAGUGCGCAUCUGAAUUCGGUAAGAAGGACCGCACAUCGUUGCAUCCUCCACAUGCAUGAUCUGUAAUAUGAAUUACCAUAAUAUAAAUGUGAUUUCUGUCAUUCUGAGCACCAUGGGUGGACGCCUUAAUCAGGUAUGCACCCAAUGCAUAUGGGUCCGGUACAUUUCUCAGAUGUCCGGUUAAUUAAAAUGCUGCGAGUUAAAUGUCCAGCGCUGCAUUUUCCUAACAGAAACCCUGGUGUGUGGGUGUAUUCAUCAGUGUAGUAACAGGGUGCAUGCAUCUCUUUCUGUUUGUUACCUAUGACUUCCUCUAUGUGUAUUAUAAAGCUGUGAUCCUCCUUGACCAGCUGUCCCAGAUGUGUGUAUGGUGUUUGAGGUUCUGGGGCACCACCUUCUGAAAUGGAUAAUCAAGUCCAACUACCAGGGCCUUCCUCUACCCUGUGUCAAGAGUAUUAUCAAACAGGUAUGCCACACAUACAUACACACACACACACACACACACACACACACACACACACACACACACACACACACACAUCCUCAUCAAUAUCCUUUCACACACACAUAUUCACAUACACACCUCACAUUCACUUCCAUAAACACUCUUAUUUAGCACCAACAGAGAGGAACACUAGUGAUUUUCCCAGCCAAAGGCAGUACCUCAGGCCAGGCCAGGUUAGUACGUUGUUGACUUCUCAAGGCCUUCACAGGCAUUUCCCCUUCCCCUUAAGAGCAGAGCAGCAUGUGAACUAAACGUAUCCCCUCGUCUCUGCUGCUGCUCAUGCAAGUAAGCCGCUGCUCUUCCUACUUGAAAGGCCCACUGAAGAUGAAUAGAAACUGUUCUCAACUUCAAUGCAAAGCCCCUGAAAACAAACACUGGCGAACGUGCACCCACACGCACACACACACACACACGCACACACACACAAGCGCGUACACACAACAAACAAAAAAACAACAGCAGCCGUGUCCCAAAUGGAAGAUGACUAAGAUGAAAGGAAUGGUUAAAUGAGCGUUGUGAGAACAUCGGUGCGUGUUUAAUCUGUGAUGGGUGUGUUUUUGUGUGUGUGUGUGUUUGGGAUGCUUGUGUUCCUGUGUGUGUAGGUGUUGCAGGGCCUGGACUACCUCCACAGCAAGUGUAAGAUCGUCCACACGGACAUCAAGCCGGAGAACAUCCUGAUGUGUGUGGACGAUGCGUUUGUCCGCCGUAUGGCCGUGGAGGCCACAGAGUGGCAGAAGGCUGGGGCACCCCCGCCCUCUGGAUCUGCAGGUAGGGUACAGACCAGUGGGCACUGCCCACCUCCCCUCACUCACUCUCUGUAGAAUAUCUGAAUAAUUAUAACCCCAAAUCACAGUUUUUCAUAAACCAUCUGGCAAACUUUGAAGUUGAACUAUCCCUCUAAGCUACUGUAUAUACAAAUAGCAGUGGUGGAAAAAGAACUCAGUUGUCAUACUUUAGUAAAAGUAAAGAUACCUUAAUAGAAAAUGACUCAAGUAAAAGUGAAAGUCACCCAGUAAAAUACUACUUGAGUAAAAGUAUUUGGUUUUUAAAUAUACUUAAGUAUCAAAAGUAAAUGUCAUUGCUAAAAUAUAUUUAAAUAUCUAAAGUAAAAGUAUAAAUCAUUUCAAAUUCCUUAUAUUAAGCAAACCAGAAGGCACCAUUUUCUUGUAUUUUUAAUUUACGGAUAGCCAGGGGCACACUCCAACACUCAGACAUAAUUUACAAACGAAGCAUUUGUGUUCAGUGAGUCUACCAGAUCAGAGGCAGUAGGGAUGACCAGGGAUGUUCUCUUGAUAAGUGUGUGAAUUGGACAAUUUACCUGUCCUGCUAAGUGUUCAAAAUGUAACGAGUACUUUUGGGUGUCAGGGAAAAUGUAUGGAGUAAAAAGUACAUUAUUUUCUUUAGGAAUGUAGUGAAAUAAAAGUAAAAGUUGUCAAAAAUAUGAGUAGUAAAGUACAUAUACCCAAAACAGAUACCCACUUAAGUAGUACUAUAAAGUGUUUUUACCUAAGUACUUUACACCACUGCCAAAUAGUUAGUUAUAGUGUAGCCUUGUCCUCAUUUCAGACUGAAGUGUUUUGGGAGUUAAACAGUGAAUAGUGAAUUUAAAAAUAAGUACUUGUGACUGUUCUUCCCUAAUCCCGUGUAGAGAUCUGUACUUGACCUCAGGUUCAGUCUUUGUUGAAUCAUUACAGUGCACUCUUUGUAGAGGAGUCGUGAGAGUCAAAUCCAUUAUAGACCAUUUGAUUCUUCUUGCUUAAAGACAAGUUAUAUUGCUGGUAUAGGGAAGUCGCUGUCUCACAAUUUCAAUAGUGUGCAGUAUAGUAGUAAGUAUUGGUUCUGAUCAGCAUUGCCCUGAUGUGUAUCAGUAUAUCUGUCACAGCGUUAAUGAAUCUAUUCAUCAAACCGAUGAAUCAAUCAGAUGAAUCAAUCAGUUGGGCAGUCUCUUAGUUUGUUGCUUGAGCUUGCCAACCAAUUGGCUAGAGCUCUUUCCUAGUUUGAUUUGAUUGGCAGAGAGAUUGCUUGAGAGCUCGCGGCUCCACUAAAAGCUAGCUGAUAGUGAUUACGGAAACGUGCCUUUAGCAAGGAGAGAGAGGAGGAAAGGGUGGAAGCAGAGUUGUUAAGCAUUCUUAUCUGGCCAGCGCACUGUUUGCUUCCACUCACAUUCCCCUAUUGUAUUAGGCCUAAUGUUCUUUCAACUUCCCCUUGAAACUUUACUGUUUGUUUGUCCUGUCACGUGUGUGCCACUAGCAGAGUCAGGGGUCAAGUAGUGUCGACAUCACACGGCUGGACACUCAGCUCAACCAAUAGUAUCCCUCUAAAUUUGACAGCUCGUAAGUAGCCAUAAUUCCAUGCCAGAAAUCACUAGGUCUUGUUCCAUACACCGGUAGACACCACAGAAGGUUGGUGGCACCUUAAUUGGGAAGGACGGGCUCGUGGUAAUGGCUGAAGAGACGUAAGUGGAAUGGUAUCAAAUACAUCAAACACAUGGUUUCCAGGUGUUUGAUGCCAUUCCAUUUGCUCCGUUCCAGACAUUAUUAUGAGCCGUCCUCCCCUCAGCAGUCUCCUGUGAUUGACACAUCUUCAGACUCCACUCAGGCUGGAAUGAUGGGGGCUGUAUGUGGGCAUUGCGUAACACAUGGAGAAAAGGUUGAUUACUAUGGAUCUAGGACAAGGGAAUAGAGCUGUCUGGAAUCACUUUGAUGACAUCCUCCUUUCAACUCACAGAGUUCCCCCAAAGAUUCUGUAUGAAGUCUUUAAGAGGGUAUAAAAGAUAUGAGGUCUUAUUCAGGGGUAUAUAUUAUACAAGAGUGAACGGGAUGAUAUGUUUGAAGUUUAACUUUCUCCAGACUGACUUGUAUGACUCUGUUUCAUCCCAACAGUCAGCACAGCACCACAGGCCAAACCAGUGAGUAGUACAAUGUUUUGUAUUCACCUCAUAACAGAGAAAAACCUGAUUAUACUGUCCAAUGUUUUCUAACUAAUUGCAGUCACUCAACAAAUGGGUCAGUGUACCACUGACCCUAAUAGACCCCUCCUCUCAUCCUCUUCCUCUCUCCUCUCCUCUAGGUGGGGAAGAUCUCUAAGAACAAGAAGAAGAAGCUGAAGAAGAAGCAGAAGCGUCAGACCGAGCUGUUGGAGAGACGCAUGCUGGAGAUAGAGGCCCUGGAGAGAGAGGCUGAGAAACUGAGGGCCACAGAGGGCCCCGAUGGUGAGGGGUUGACCCACCCUCCGAAACACACACCCCGCAACGCGGCACUGGGGCCCGCCGUCGCACUGGGCGAGAGCGAUGACGACGAUGAUGACGAUGAAGAGGAUGGAGACGAGGAGGAGGAAGUAGAGACGGAGAGGGAGAGGCCCACCAGGCUAACCAAUCACACCUGUGAGUUGACAUGGUUUGAUUGUCAAUCAGUGUGGUAGUGGUGGUGGUGAUGGAUUUAUAUUCAUUCACUCAAUGUGUUGGUUAUUCACACAUUCAGUAGUGUGUGUGAGUCAGAGCUGUGUGGAAUGGGAGUGAAUGAGAACUGGAGGAGGAUGGGCCAGUCUCCAACCUUUCACACUAGGCCUACUGAGGGGAGCAAUGCCAGGCUGAUUCAUAAACAACUACAGUCUAACCAAAGCUCCAUCUCUCUCUCUCUCUUUCUCCCUCUCUUUCUCCCUCUUUCUUUCUCCUCUCUCCCUCUCUCCCUUCUCUCUUUUUCACUCCUCCACUCUCUCUCCCCCUCUGUCUUUCAGGUGCUGCCCCACCCCAGGAGCAGUCAGAGGUUCCCCCUACGCCAGAGGCAGCAGCAGAGCCAGAGGGGGAGCCCACCCCCAGCCCUACUCCAGAGACAGAGACACAGACCCCCACACCCACCGCCACCACACCUGGGGAUGGCAAGACAGCCAAUCCAGAGGGAGAGGCAGAGGAGGAGGAGGAGGAGGAGGACGAGAAGGAGGAUUGGAAAGAGGCCGUAAAGGAAGAGAAGGAGGAAGAGGAGGAGGAUGGGGAAGACGAUGAAGAGGAUGAAGAGGACUUGGUUACAGCUCCGGCCGAGCCGCCGCCGGCGGUGGAGUUAGAAGAGAAAGAGGAACCAAAGAAGGAGAGGAGAACAGAGGAGGAGAGGAGAACAGAGGAGGAGAGGAGAACAGAGGAGGAGAGGAGAACAGAGGAGGAGAGGAGAACAGAGGAGGAGGUGAAGGGUGAGGAGACCAAGGAGCAGGAAACGGACAAAGAGGAAGAGGAGGACGACGAUGACGAGGACGACGAGGACGACGACGAUGACGACGACGAUGAUGACGAUGAUGCCGAUGUAACAGAGACGGGCGCUGACGACCUCAGCAACUCCAUCUCCACCGCCAUGGGCCAGAACAACAACACCACCAAAACCAACGGCCACGUCCUACUGGGGGGUGAGGAGAGGGAGAGGGAGAGAGGUCCCAGAGCCAGCCAUCCAGCCCCAACCUCCUCCCCCAUCCCUCUGCACUGCCCCCUGGUGGAGUCAGAGUUCAGCUGCACGGACAGGGACCAAAGCUCCCUCAGCUCCUCCUAUGAGCUCUUCAACGGCGAGGUGGUCACGCCAGGCCUGACCAACGGGGCACAGCGCCACAGGGGCACGGCGCCACGCUUCCCCGAGCUGCCCCUGGACCCGGGAAGCCCCGUCACAGUGGGCGGAGCUGGUCACCCAGGGGCCGGGACCUCCCCUCACAGCCCCACUGCAGACCGCAGCCGUACUGUGUCAUUGUCUAGCACCGGGGACACGCCUAAAGGUGAGACAUUUCUCCCUUUCACUCUCUCUCUUUCUCUCUUAUAUGCACAACACAGAUGUGCAUAUACAGUACAUGGAGUCACAGAGACACACAUUUUCUGUACAUAAUCUGCAUGUCCUUCUCGACAACAUUAACCCGUUUAUCUAAACUAGAUGAUGUGGUUCUAGCCAAGGCCAAAGCAGCAGACCUGCUGGUUAACCCUCUGGACCCCCGCAACGCUGACACACUCCGAGUCAAGAUAGCUGACCUGGGCAACGCCUGCUGGGUGGUAAGACGUGUGUGUGUAUGUAUGUGCGUGUGGUGUUUUACAAUAAAAACAUUUGCAUAAUAAACAAUAGUAGUUAAACUUAAAGCCUUUAGCCGUAUCCUUAUUCUAGUCCUCCUCUGUUCCUCUGGUGAUGUAGAGGCUAACCCAGGCCCUGCAGCCCUCAGUAUCACUCCUACUCCCCAGGCGCUAUCAUUUGUUGACUUCUGUAAUCGCAAAAGCCUUGGUUUCUUGCAUGUUAAUAUCAGAAGUCUCCUUCCUAAGUUUGAGUUAUUCACUGCGUUAGCACACUCCGCCAACCCUGAUGUUCUAGCAGUGUCUGAAUCCUGGCUUAGGAAGGCCACCAAAAAUUCUGAGAUUUCCAUCCCCAACUAUAACAUUUUCCGUCUAGAUAGAACUGCCAAAGGGGGUGGAGUUGCAAUCUACUGUAGAGAUAGCCUGCAGAGCUCUAUCAUACUAUCCAGGUCUGUGCCCAAACAGUUUGAGCUUCUACUUCUAAAAAUCCAACUUUCCAGAAAUAAGUCUCUCACUGUUACCGCUUGCUACGACCCCCCUCAGCCCCCAGCUGUGCCCUGGACACCAUAUGUGAAUUGAUUGUGCCCCCUGGUUGGGACUCUAUUUUAUCCAGAGUGUGCAGUCAUGGUUUGUGUUCUAUGUUGGUUCUUUUUUGUUACUGUGUUUCAAUGACCCCAAUCAGGUAACGAGUGUCACGUUCGCUCGUUAUCUCUGAUUGGAGCCCUAUUUAUUUCUGCUUUUCCCUCCAUGCUGGUGCCUUUUGUUUCCGUACGUGAUGCACCGUGAACUCAUGAUCGGGUUAUGUUUGUCGUGCUUAACUAAAAUCACUGUUACUCAACACGCUGCCUUGUCUAUUCACACGACACACAGAAAAACCACCUACCAAGACCAAGCAGCGUGUCCAGGAGCCGAGGGUCUGGACCUGGGAAGAGCUUUUGGACGGUAAAGGGUCCUGGACGUGGGAGGAGAUCCUUGACGGCAUGGAUCACCGUCCAUGGAGCGAGACAGAGGAGAGGCGACGGCAAGAGGAGCAACGGCGUCAAAAGGGCCAUCGUCGGAUGAAGGAGAGGCAACCCCAAAAAGUUUUUGGGGGGGGGCACAUGGCUUGGGCGACGGAGCAGCAGGAGGCUGCCACAAGGGAGAGUCAGAAGGCGGCCAGGUUAAGGGGGCUGACGGAGGCAGAGAAGGGUAGGAUUCAGUGGGCUACCAGGUCAAGGGGGCUACUGGGUAAAGCAGAGAGGGAAGGUGUUGAGGCACGGCGUGAGGUACUGGGGUGUGUAACCAGUUCGGUCCGGCCCGUUCCUGAUCCUCGGUUGAGGCCAGUGGUGUGUGUUCCCGGUAUGGACCGGCCUGUUCCUACUCCACGCACCUGGGAUACGGUGCGCUUCGCCAGCCCGGCCCGGCCUGUUCCGGCCACUCGCACCAGGGAUACGGUGCGCGUCGCCAGCCCAGCCCGGCCUGUUCCUGCUCUCCGCACUAGGCGUGAGGUGAGUCCCCAGGGUCCAGCAUGCCCUGUUCCGGCUCCCCGCACUAGGCGUUAUGGGAGUCCCCAGGGUCCAGCAUGCCCUGUUCCGACUCCCCGCACUAGCCCUGAGAUGCGUGUCCUCAGCCCGGUACCUCCAGUUCCGGCACCACGCAACAGGCCUACGGUGCGCCUCAGACGGCCAGAGUCUGCCGUCUGUCCAACGGGGCCUGAACUGUCCGUCUGCCCAACGGGGUCUGAACUGCCCGUCUGCCCAACGCCGUCUGAACUGCCCGUCUGCCCAACGGCGCCUGAACUGCCCGUCUGCCCAACGGGGCCUGAACUGUCCGUCUGCCCAACGGGGUCUGAACUGCCCGUCUGCCCAACGCCGUCUGAACUGCCCGUCUGCCCAACGCCGUCUGAACUGCCCGUCUGCCCAACGGCGCCUGAACUGCCUGUCGGCCCAACGCCGUCUGAACUGUCCGUCUGCCCAACGCCGUCUGAACUACCCGUCUGUACAGAGCCUACAAAGCCGCCCGUCUGCCAUGAGCCUUCAGAGCCGUCCGCCAGAUCGGAGCCGCUAGAGCUCUCCGCCAGACAGGAUCAGCCAGAGCCUUCCGCCAGACAGGAUCAGCCAGAGCCUUCCGCCAGACAGGAUAAGCCAGAGCCUUCCGCCAGACAGGAUCAGCCAGAGCCUUCUGUCAGACAGGAGCAGCCAGAGCCUUCCGCCAGACAGGAGCAGCCAGAGCCUUCCGUCAGACCGGAUCAGCCAGAGCCUUCCGCCAGACGGGAUCAGCCAGAGCCUUCCGCCUGCCAUGAGCAGCCAGAUCCGUCAGCCAGCCAUGAGCAGCAGGAUCCGCCAGAGCCAGCCAGCCAGGAUCGGCCAUUCAGUCCGGAGCUGCCCCUCAGUCCGGUGCUGCCACUUAGUCAGGUACUGUUCCUUAGCCUGGUGCUGGUCCUUAGUCCGGUGCUGGUCCUUAGCCCGGUGCUGCCCCUUAGCCCGGUGCUGCCCCUUAGCCCGGUGCUGCCCCUUAUCCCGGUGCUGGUCCUUAGUCCGGUGCUGCCCCUUAGUCCGGUGCCGCCCCUUAACCCAGUGGGGUGUAGUUGGGGGGUGGUAAUGUGUAGGAGGCUAAGUAAGUGGGUAAUGACUAUGGUGGGGUGGGGACCACGACCUGGGCCAGAGCCGCCACCUGGACAGACGCCCACCCAGACCCUCCCCUAGACGGUAUGCUGGUGCGCCCGGAGUGCGCGCCUUUAGGGGGGGGUACUGUCACACCCUGGUGUUGGGACUCAUUAUUGUUUAUCCAGGGUGUGUGCAGUCUAUGUGUUUGUGUUCUAUGUUGGGUGUCUAGGUUGUUGUUUUUCUAGGUUUGUUCAAUGACUCCCAAUCGGAGGUAACGAGUGUCAGCUGUUCGGCUCGUUAUCUCUGAUUGGGAGCCAUAUUUAUUUCUGUAUGUUUUCCUGUGGGGUUGUGGGUUUUUGUUUCCGUGUUGCAUUCAGCAUUGAACUUCACUUUCGUCUAUUUUGGUUUAUUGUUUUCGAUCGUGGUUUCUUUAAUAAAUAAAAGUCUACGAUGUUCGCUCAACACGCUGCGCUUUGGUCUCAUCCUUCAGACGAUCGUGACAGAUUGCCCCCCAUUUAUCCUCAGAGGUCGUACUGCUUGGUGACCUAAAUUGGGAUAUGCUUAACACCCCGGCCAUCCUACAAUCCAAACUAGAUGCCCUCAAUCUCACACAAAUUAUCAACGAACCUACCAGGUACAACCCUAAAUCCGUAAACAUGGGUACCCUCAUAGAUAUCAUCCUGACUAACUUACCCUCUAAAUACACCUCCGCUGUCUUCAACCAGGAUCUCAGCGAUCACUGCCUUAUUGCCUGCGUCCGUAACGGGUCCGCGGUCAAACGACCACCCCUCAUCACUGUCAAACGCUCCCUAAAACACUUUAGCAAGCAGGCCUUCCUAAUUGACCUGGCCCAGGUAUCCUGGAUGGAUAUAGAUCUCAUUCCGUCAGUAGAGGAUGCCUGGUUGUUCUUUAAAACUAAUUUCCUCUCAAUCUUAAAUAAACAUGCCCCAUUCAAAAAAUACAGAACUAAGAACAGAUAUAGCCCCUGGUUCUCCUCAGACUUGACUGCCCUUGACCAGCACAAAAACAUCCUGUGGCGUACUGCAUUAGCAUCAAAUAGCCCCCGCGAUAUGCAACUUUUCAGGGAAGUUAGGAACCAAUAUACACAAGCAGUCAGGAAAGCAAAGGCUAACUUUUUCAAACAGAAAUUUGCAUCCUGUAGCACUAACUCCAAAAAGUUUUGGGACACUGUAAAGUCCAUGGAGAAUAAGAGCACUUCCUCCCAGCUGCCCACUGCACUGAGGCUAGGAAACACUAUCACCACCGAUAAAUCUACAAUAAUCGAGAAUUUCAACAAGCAUUUUGCUACGGCUGGCCAUGCUUUCCACCUGGCUACCACUACCCCGGCCACCAACUCUGCACCCUCCGCUGCAACUUGCCCAUGCCCCCCCCCCCCCCCCCCGCUUCUCCUUCACACAAAUUCAGACAGCUGAUGUUCUGAAAGAGCUGCAAAAUCUGGACCCCUACAAAUCAGCUGGGCUAGACAAUCUGGACCCUUUCUUUCUAAAACUAGCCGCCGAAAUUGUCGCAACCCCUAUUACUAGCCUGUUCAACCUCUCUUUCGUAACGUCUGAGAUCCCCAGAGAUUGGAAAGCUGCCGCGGUCAUCCCCCUCUUCAAAGGGGGUGACACUCUAGAUCCAAACUGUUACAGACCUAUAUCCAUCCUGCCCUGCCUUUCGAAAGUAUUUGAAAGCCAAGUUAACAAACAGAUCACCGACCAUUUCGAAUCCCACCGUACCUUCUCCGCUAUGCAAUCCGGUUUCCGAGCUGGUCAUGGGUGCACUUCAGCCACGCUCAAGGUCCUAAACGAUAUUAUAACCGCGAUCGAUAAUAGACAGUACUGUGCAGCCGUCUUCAUCGACCUGGCCAAGGCUUUCGACUCUGUCAACCACCGCAUUCUUAUUGGCAGACUAAAUAGCCUUGGUUUCUCAAAUGACUGCCUCACCUGGUUCACCAACUACAUCUCAGAUAGAGUUCAAUGUGUCAAAUCGGAGGGCCUGUUGUCUGGACCUAUGGCAUUCUCUAUGGGGGUACCACAGGGUUCAAUUCUUGGGCCGACUCUUUUCUCCGUGUAUAUCAAUGAUGUCGCUCUUGCUGCUGGUGACUCUCAGAUCCACCUCUACGCAGACGACACCAUUUUGUAUAUAUCUGGCCCUUCAUUGGACACUGUGAUAACAAACCUCCAAACGAGCUUCAAUGCCAUACAACACUCCUUCAGUAGCCUCCAACUGCUCUUAAACACUAGUAAAACGAAAUGCAUGCUCUUCAAUCGAACGCUGCUGGCACCCGCCCACCCGACUAGAAUCACUACUCUCGACGGGUCUGACCUAGAGUAUGUGGACAACUACAAAUACCUAGGUGUCUGGUUAGACUGUAAACUCUCCUUCCAGACUCACAUUAAGAAUCUCCAAUCCAAAGUUAAAUCUAUAAUCGGCUUCCUAUUUCGCAACAAAGCCUCCUUCACUCAUGCUGCCAAACAUGCCCUCGUAAAACUGACUAUCCUACCAAUCCUUGACUUCGGCAAUGUCAUUUACAAAAUAGCCUCCAACACUCUACUCAGCAAAUUGGAUGUAGUCUAUCACAGUGCCAUCUGUUUUGUCUCCAAAGCCCCAUACACUACCCACCACUGUGACCUGUAUGCUCUUGUUGGCUGGUCCUCACUACAUGUUCGUCUUCAAACCCACUGGCUCCAGGCCAUCUAUAAAUCACUGCUAGGCAAAUCCCCGCCUUAUCUUAGCUCAUUGGUCACCAUAGCAGCACCCACCCGUAGUCUGCGCUCCAGCAGGUAUAUCUCACUGGUCAUCCCCAAAGCCAACACCUCCUUUGGCCGCCAUUCCUUCCAGUUCUCUGCUGCCAAUGACUGGAACGAAUUGCAAAAAUCUCUGACGCUGGAGACUCUUAUCUCCCUCACUAACUUUAAGCAUCAGUUGUCAGAGCACCUUACCGAUCACUGCACCUGUACACAGCCCAUCUGAAAUUAGCCCACCCAACUACCUCAUCCCUAUAUUGUUAUUUAUUUUGCUCAUUUGCACCCCAGUAUCUCUAUUUGCACAUCAUAUCUUGCACAUCUAUCAUUCCAGUGUUAAUACUAACUGUAAUUAUUUUGCACUAUAGCCUAUUUAUUGCCUUACCUCCAUAACUUGCUACAUUUGCACACACUGUAUCUAUAUUUUCUGUUGUAUUUUUUGACUUUAUGUUUUUUUACCCCAUAUGUAACUCUGUGUUGUUGUUUUUAUCGCACUGCUUUGCUUUAUCUUGGCCAGGUCGCAGUUGUAAAUGAGAACUUGUUCUCAACUGGCUUACCUGGUUAAAUAAAGGUGAAAAAAAAAAAAAAAAAAAUAAAUCCAUCUCCUCUCUCUCCUUUCUCUCUCCCAGCACAAGCACUUCACAGAGGACAUUCAGACCAGACAGUACCGCUCCAUAGAGGUCCUGAUAGGAGCUGGCUACAGCACUCCUGCUGACAUCUGGAGCACCGCCUGCAUGGUGAGCACACACACAUACACACACACACUCACUCAGACACACACGGACUAUGUCAGUACUGAUGGAUGAUCCUGUCCUGUGUGGGUCCUGCAGGCGUUUGAGCUGGCUACAGGAGAUUACCUGUUUGAACCCCACUCUGGAGAGGACUACUCCAGGGAUGAGGGUGAGUCUCUACAUAUUUGCUUGUCCUAAUGGAUCAGCCUCAUACUAAACAUAACACGACAUAAUACUACACUUUAUUGAGCUACGUAUGAUUAUAGUGAUAUAGGAUUCAGCUGUUGUAAUAUUUGUUGUUGUUAACGUUGGUAUUGAAGGUGUUUAGACUGAGUAAUUGUGUAGUUACAACUGUUGUUGUACUGUCGUUUGAAAUUUGCUCAACUGAAUUAAAUGAUGGCACUUAGUAAGAUGGUAAUACAUUGUAGUGCUAGUAGAUUGUAGAUAGUAUGAAGGCUUGAUUGUAAAUAGUUUGUAUUGCAAUGUGCCCAAAACUCUCCUUUGAAAUAGAACAACUGCAUUCUUGAAUGGGUUAAAGAUGUCCAGCAGAUUUGAGUAUAGUCCCCUCUAGUAUUCCUAUCCACUAUUGUCUAUUUAUCUAUCCCCACAUUCUACAUCUUUACCCUCACUCAACCUAUCCCCAAAUCUAUACCUGACCUAACUCAUCCAAUCCCACAUUCAAAACCUUGUCACGCCCUAUCCCCAUAUUUACAUCCACGCCUUCUCGCUCCCUACACUUCCCCUAUCCCUUCCAUCCUCUAUACUGACUCACUCCUGGUCCCCACUCCCCACCCGCCCCAUAACUACUCCAUGCUGUCCAUCCCUGAACCCUAGUCCAGUUGACCUCCUGCACAUUGUCACCUCAACCCUCUGGUUGAGCUCAUGUUCAGCCAUCCACAUUUGACUCCAUACAUAUCAUGUUAACAAUAUUACACCACCAUACUUCACCAAAAAUUGAUUUGAACGAUAAUUCGCCAUACUAUCGACAUAAAUGGCAUGUAGUCAAUAUGUAUGGACAGAUACUGCCAUUAUAUCUUCACUGACAACAAUGAGAGCCACUAAAUUGUAUUCAGUUAGAAUCAGACCAUAUUUGGUGAUGAGUCUCUCAGAUUCAAAGAUAAUAGAUGCAUGUCUCUCUACUCCAAACCCACUGCACUCUCUACUCCAUCUCACCACCUCUGGUGUGGGGUCACUAACACUGAGCUCUCUGUCUCUCCCUCUUUCACUCUUCCCUCCUCCUCCUCUUCCUACCUCUGCCUUCCUUACUUGUCCUACUUUCUCGUUCUCAUUUUUCCCUCCUUCCUUCCUUCCUUCCUUCCUUCCUUCCUUCCUUCCUUCCUUCCUUCCUUCCUUCCUUCCUUCCUUCCUUCCUUCCUUCCUUCCUUCCUUCCUUCCUUCCUUCCUUCCUUCCUUCCUUCCUUCCUUCCUCUCCUUAUCUCAAUCCCCCGGUUCCUUGUCGUCCUUUUCCUCUCUCCUUUAUCUUUUCACCCUAUUCUCCUUCUGUUCCUCUUCCUCCUUUCUUCCUCUCUCCUCUUCCUCUUCCUCCCCCUCCUUCUCCUUUCCCUGUUCCUCUUCCUCCUUUCUUCCUCUCUCCUCUGUAGACCAUAUAGCCCACAUCAUUGAGCUGCUGGGCGUUAUUCCACGGCACUUUGCGCUCUCUGGAAAAUAUUCCCGGGAGUUCUUCAACCGAAGAGGUAGCACCAGGGAAAGUUCUGGUGGGACGGAGACACACGGACGCCCGAGCACACACAGUGACUCAGACAGACAGGCGGACAGACAUGAAUACAGACACAGUGGAAUGGGAAUUAUAUGAGCAGUCCAAAAGCAAUAAGGGGUUUUGCAGCAAGUUGCCUGGCUGCCAAGACACCAUUGGUGUGCACCAGAGGAGGCUGGUGGGAGGAGCUAUAGGAGGAUGGGCUCAUUGUAAUGGAUGGAAUGGGAAUGGAAUAAAUGGAACGGAGUCAAACAUGUGGUUUCCAUGUGUUUGAUGUUUUUGGUACCAUUCCAAUAUUCCAUUCCAGCAAUUACAAUGAGCCCGUCCUCCUAUAGCUCCCCCCACCAGCCUCCUCUGAAGUGCACAGCUAUUAAAGGCAGCACAUUAAGCGGGAAUAAUAUGCCUGUUUGCUUUAUUUCACAAAACCAGUUUAGUCAUAGCCCUCUCCACUACCUUCUGGAGGGACUGACUGUCCCGUCAGUCAGUCUGUCUGUCAGUGUGGUGUCUCCAGGCAGCAGUGUGUCCAUCCGUCCCUCCAGCGUGUGUGUGUGUGUGUGUGUGUAUGCUGUAAUGCCGUGCCUGUUCUCUUGUGGUGUGGCCUGUGGUGGCCGGGGUUCAGAUCACAUCGCUCUGAUCAUGGAGCUUCUGGGGAAGGUUCCACGCAAAGUGGUCGCCGCCGGGAAGUACAGCCGAGAGUUUUUCUCCAAGAAAGGUAACGUCAUGAUGAGGUACUACCCCAACGAGGCAGACAGGAAUACACAACAGUAUUUAUCUCUAAAUAUUAGUACAUGUAACAAAGCUAGCAGUAGUGUGCAGUAGUAUUUGUGUAGUGUGUCCACCUAGAAAUACAAACAGUACAUCCAUUAGAAAAUGUGCGUUUUCAAGCUUUAGUUAUAAAUAUCUUGCUAGUUACACCGGUAAUAGCCAAGUCACUUUACCUCUACCUAUAUGUACAUAUUUACCUCAAUUACCUCAUACUCCUGCACAUCCACUCAGUACUGGUACCCUGUGUAUAAAGCCAAGUUAUCGUUACUCAUUGUGUAUUUAUUCCUCGUGUUAUUAUCUUUCUAUAAUUUUUCUCUCUGCAUUGUUGGGAAGUAAGCAUUUCACUGUUAGUCUACACCUGUUGUUUACGAAGCAUGUGACAAACAAGAUUUGAUUUGUGCCACUUGACUGAGUUCUGAGUACUAUCCUCCCUGAGCCUACGGCCUGUCUACCAGUCUAUGUGUGUUACCUCUGUGUCUCUCUUUGGUAAGUGUCUGUGUCUUUAAAAACAGUAUGCUACCCUGCUGCUAGCCUGCUUCUCUCAUGUUCCAGUCAUGAGGCUCUAAUAUUCUGAUUACAGCUCCUUUUCUUUGAUGUUCUCGGUCUCUCUCUCUCUUCCUCUCUCUAUCAUAGGUCUCGUCUGGUGUAAAUGAUGUCUUAAUUCAUUCUCCUUUUAUCUCUCUAUGGUCUUAAUGUGUUCUGACUGACUCAGUCGCCGCUCGCUACUCCAGGCUCUUGAGUUGGUGUUCUUGGGCCAUGUCUCAAUAGUCUUAAGCUUGUGUCCUUUCCUUAAUCUAUGGUACGCUGUAAAUAAUUUUAAAUAAUGAAGGUGAAAGCAAUGUGAGAUACCCUUGCUUCCAUCAAUUCAGUGUAGAUGAAAGCAAAGAGACAUGGAAAGGAUGCCACUAUGGAAUAUUGAGAUGCAGCCCGAGUUCUACUCUCUCUUCUCUGUCUCUCUCAAUCUCUGUCUCUCUCUUAAUCUCUCUCUCUUGCUCUCUCGCUCUCUCUAUUGCUCUCUCACUCUCUCUCUCAUGGUAAGGCUUUACAAAUCAUAGCACUGUAACUAAUUACUCUUCCUUUCUCUCUCUCUAUUUCUCUCUCUCUUUACCUCCCCCUGUAGGUGAGCUGAGGCACAUCACCAAGCUGAAGCCCUGGUCCCUGUUUGAUGUGUUGGUGGAGAAGUACGGCUGGGCCCCAGAAGACGCUGGCCACUUCACCCACUUCCUGCUGCCCAUGCUGGAGAUGGUCCCUGAGAAGAGGGCCUCGGCUGGGGACUGCCUCAGCCACCCCUGGCUCAACUCGUAGUGACACCAGCCCACCCCCCCCCCCCUCCCCCUAGUGGCAGCCUCCACACACUGCUCAAAGCUAGGCACUCAAGACUGGAGAGAGAGGGAGAGGGGGGAGGAGGGGAGGGAAAGGGGAGACAGGGGGUGCCCCUUUCUUGGUCCUGCCCUGCCUCACCUCGCCCUGAGCCCUCCACACACACGCACAUAGGUAUGCACACAUGCAAAACAGAUGCCCACAGAGCCUCAGCAGGUAGCCUGAGAGAGACUGCUCCUCUGCUGUCCUCCCCAUAGGUCCCAUACAACCCCUCACAGGAGCAAUAGAGCGCCCCAGGAAUAGAGUUGGAUGGAGUCAAACUUCCACGAUUCUAGACAGGCAGGAUGAGAUCCCUACACAACAUGAGGAGCAGCCAUGGUCAGGACUGUGUCUUCCAAGACAUCUCCUACUUAGAACGACCAUGCAGUCUGAACAGAAACUAACCCGCUCAUAUGAAUAGGUUCUCUGCAAUGUCCUGGCCAGUCUUAUUCUGAGCCUAAACCUGUCCUCCACCCUAGGUUUCCUAUUAGAAGUCAAUGAGCACCUAUAUCAGAAUGCUGACUGUGUGAUAGCUCCAUUUGCCUGACCUUACAACAGCACGGCCUAAACAUGCUGAGGCAGAAGUGUGUGUAUGUGUGUGUGUGUGUGUGUAUACAUGUGAGUGUGUGUUAUUAGUCUGGGUCUGCACAUUCUGUAGGUGUAACAGGCAAGUGUGUGUACGUCCCUCUCCUACAAAGGCGCAACAAGACUUCCAGAUUAGGAGUCGGCCGUUCACCCUACUCUUCCUCUCCUCCCUCUCCAGCCCCUGCCCCCCUCCUUUACUCUGUAGGAGUACUGUGCCCCCCCCCCCUCCCCCCCAGGACUGAAGCAGUGUUGCUGAACAACAACACAGCUCCAGUCCCAUCCCCGGCCACCAGGGUGCCCCAGAACUGA
Messenger RNA from Coregonus sp. 'balchen', 44872 nucleotides. NCBI's taxonomy places the organism in Eukaryota, Metazoa, Chordata, Actinopteri, Salmoniformes, Salmonidae. The record is from the annotation of a GenBank genome assembly.